AUGUAUACUGAAUUGGCGCUUGCAUCGGCGGGAAUCUUUGCCGUUACAUCCUACAAGUACCUCCCCUUUGUGUACACUGCUCGUUUUUACGCAAUCCCUAUCAAAUACUUGAGAUUCAGAAGAUCUCCUCGACACCUCAAGGCUUUCCAUGAUACUGUUAAACAGUCCAAGUUAUCUCUUUUCAAUUCUAUAGCUCGUCAUACCUACUGCUGUCCUAUGGAAUGUGAUUUUUUUGGGUUCCAUAAAAACAAUAGCACUUACCAAAUUGAGCUAGAUCUCAACAGGACAGAGGCUCUUCUGAGCAAGUUGUAUCCAUACCUGCUCGACUUCCAUAACAGGAAGGGGAAAUAUCCUUUCAUCCCAUUGGCUACAGUUGGAAUCUAUUUUAUGAAGGAGAUCCUCCCCUUUCAACGUUAUCGUGUGGAGAAUCGGAUUCUUUCGUGGGAUGAAAAAUGGAUCUUUGUUUUGAGCGAGUUCAAGGUCGGCGACAGGGUCGUUGCCGUUUCAGUAGGAAAGUUGGUUUUCAAAGACGGUAGGAAGACCAUCAACCCUGCUGAUAUCAUUGAAUAUUGCGGCUAUAGAUGUGAUGAAGUAGAGAAUGUUCGCCUGAACAACUUGCAAUACGUCAAGCGUUUUGUGGAUCCACAGGAUUUCCUGAACUUGACCUUUAAGCCAGAAUAG
Brettanomyces nanus is the source of this 681-nucleotide messenger RNA. RefSeq lists its product as uncharacterized. The transcript has 2 exons. The record is from RefSeq and is a predicted model, not a curated record. Lineage: Eukaryota; Fungi; Ascomycota; Pichiomycetes; Pichiales; Pichiaceae. Bases 1 to 681 code for a protein of 226 amino acids.